Messenger RNA from Coregonus clupeaformis (lake whitefish), 2053 nucleotides. Its product is annotated as tripartite motif-containing protein 16-like protein. The transcript is spliced from 7 exons. The record is from RefSeq and is a predicted model, not a curated record. Bases 102 to 1736 code for a protein of 544 amino acids. Lineage: Eukaryota; Metazoa; Chordata; Actinopteri; Salmoniformes; Salmonidae.
ACGGGCCAACUGAUUCACGCCCGGGAGGCAGCCCGGUUCCAAAUCGAAUGCAAUAAACUUUCAGCCGAAGCAAAACACGCAUACACGGGCGCCCGGGCGGGAUGAAUCCAAUCCCCUCAAUGUGUCGGCAUAGUGGACACAAGUCUGGGAUUUCCGAGACUACCCACGACCCAACCCAACCAGGAAGUGUAAACACUUAUCAUGUAUCAGCAGCGCCUGUCAUUGCCCUUCUCUUCGACUCCUCAGCAUUCACAGCUCUCGGAACUCUGAUACUAUUUUGCUCAGUUGGUUGGUGUGUGAUCGAGGCCAUGGACUCGAUCAGUUGUUCGAUCUGCCUGGAUCUACUGAAGGAUCCAGUGACUAUUCCCUGUGGACACAGCUACUGUAAAGGCUGUAUCAAGGGAUAUUGGAGUCUUGAUGACCAAAAGGGAAUUCACAGCUGCCCCCAGUGCCGACAGACCUUCACACCAAGACCUGCUCUGAACAGAAACAUUCUGCUGGCUGAGUUGGUAGAGAAAUUGAAGACAGAUUUCAAAACAGUUCCCUCUGCUCCUUGUUUCCCUGGACCUGAAGAUGUGAAGUAUGACCAUGAUGACUCCGCUAUAGCAGCAGAGAGGACUGAGAAACAGGGGCAGUUGAGGGGGAAACGGCAGCAAGUCGGGCUGAGAAUCUGUGUGAGAGAGAAGGAGAUGCAGGACGUAAGACAGGCGGUGAUGUCCCAUUCACUUUCUGCUCAGGCAGCAGUGGAGCACUGUGAGCUGGUCUUUGAUGAGCUGAUCCACUCCAUUGAGAGAAGGCGCUGUGAGGUGAAGGAGCUGAUCAGCGUCCAACAGAGGGUGUCAGUAAGCCAGGCUGAAGGACUCCUGGAGCGACUGGAGCAGGAGAUGGCUGAGCUGAAGAGGAGAGACAAGGAGCUGGAGCAGCUCGCACACACUGAGGAUAACAUUCAUUUCCUCAAGACUUUCCAGUCUCUUUGUGUGGCUCCUGGAUCACAGCUCUUACCCUCUAUCACUGCCAACCAACACUUCUCCUUUGAGGAAGUGAAGAGUUCCAUCACUGGAAUGAUGGAGCGACUGGAGGAUGUAUUGAAGGAGGAAAUGGCUGAGAUACCUGGAAAAGUAAUGGCUGUCUAUGUCGUCAGCCCAAGACCAGAAUUAACUGCUGCCGCUGAAGUGCAUUUUCAUAAUGUGCCCAAGACCAGAGAGGAGUUCCUGGAGAACUACUGCCAUCUCACGUUGGAUCCCAACUCGGCAUAUCAACACCUGUGUCUGUCUGAGUUCAACAGAGAAGUGUCAUGGAGUGACAAGGCUCUGUCUUAUUCUGACCAUCCAGACAGAUUCACAGACCACUACCAGGUGUUGUGUAAAGAGGAUCUGUCUGGAACCCGCUACUGUGAGGUGGAGAGGAGGGGGGAAUGUGAGGUAGCCAUCACAUACAGAAGCAUCAGAAGGAAGGGCGGAUUGGAAUGUUGCUUUGGAUCCAAUGAUCAGUCCUGGAGUUUGGUGUGUCGUAAUUCCAGUUGUUCCUACUGGCACAAUAAGAAUAGGACCGAUAUCCCUGUCCCCUGCUCCACAAGAGUAGGAGUGUAUCUGGACAGCAGGGCAGGGAAUCUGGCCUUCUACAGCGUCUCGGAUAAAAUGACCCUCCUCCACAGAGUCCAGACCACAUUCACUGAGGACCUCUGUGCUGGGUUUUGGGUUGGUCCUGGUUGUGGAUCAUCUGUUGCUCUGUGUUGACUGAACGUCAUAGAAUAAAGUGUAUUUCAAAUCAAAUUGUAUUUGUCACAUGCGCCGAAUACAACAGGUGUAGACUUUACCGUGCUUACUUACGAGCCCUUUCCCAACAAUGCAUAGUUAAAAAGUGAGAAAAAAUAAAUGAUGGAAAUAGUAACACAAUAAAAUAACAAUAACGAGGCUAUAUACAAGGAGUUCCGGUACCGAGUCAAUGUGCAGGGGUAUGAGGUAGUUGAGGUAAUAUGUACAUGGAGUUAGGGAUAAAAGUGACUAGGUAAUCAGGAUAGAUAAUAAACAGAGUAGCUGCAGUGUAUGUGAAG